CUAGAAAAUCUAAUAGAUUAAUCUCUUUGCAUCCUUCCUGUUGUUGUGCCAAAGCCUCAAGACAAGCACCCAGCAUCUUCACAGUUCACAGUCUUUCAUCAUCCUUCGCCUUUAAGCAAAUAAUAUAUGAAAAAUUCAAUAGAUAGCACAAAAGACAACACACAAUUCACACCCACCCUCCUCCGCCCGCUUGAGCUUCCCACUCCACCAUCCUCUUCCUUCUAGCAUCCCUUCCUCCCUCCACUCUCUUCGCUCUCUAUAAAUUGGUAUCCUACUGUUUUCACUGUCGUAUAUGGCUAACACUAAGCUUCCUUUUCAUGUGGGCUUAUAUGAUAAACAUUCUUUCCAAUGAUUCUAAGCCUUUCCCACCUUCUCACUCUCUCUUCUUCUUGAAACUUUCCCCUCUCAAACACAACUUUCCUCCCCAUUCCUCCUCCCUCUCUCUCCAAACUCUUCUCAUAAAUUCCAAGCAAUUAUCAGCCCCCCUCCCUCCCUGCACACACCCAAUUAUCUACCUCUCUCAAUUAUUUACCUCCCUCUCUCUCUCUGUGAGUGUCUCUGUACGUUGCAGCUAUUUACCUUCAAAAAGCUCUUUCCUUUCUCUUCAAAACCUCUAUCUCUCUAGUUUUUUUUUUCCAAUUCCAAGAUCACACCUUUCUCUUGAAAGCUCCAGUCUUUUCCAAAUCUGUAGAAAUCCCACUUCACAAAUCCCUCUCCAAACCUAAAACCAUUCGGAAAAGAUGUCUCUCUGUUGUGGAGUAGAAUGUGUAGUUAUAUUAGGCUUUGCGCGCUGGGUUUGGAAACGUUGCACAUACAUCAGUGGUAAUGACAGUGCAAACUGGACAUUAGCAUCACCAGAAGAGUUUGAACCAAUCCCUCGUAUGUGCCGUUUAGUCCUUGCUGUCUACGAACCAGACCUUCACAACCCUCAAUUCAUUCCUCAACAUGGUUUCCGAAUAAACCCUGAUUGGGUUAUCAAACGUGUAACUUAUGAACAAACACAAGGGCGGGCCCCUCCAUACGUAAUUUACACAGACCAUGGAAAUAAAGAGAUUGUUUUGGCUGUUAGGGGAUUGAAUUUAUACAAAGAAAGUGAUUAUAAAACGUUGUUAGAUAAUAGAUUAGGAAUGCAGAUGUUUGAUGGAGGUUUUGUGCAUCAUGGGUUGUUGAAGUCUGCUGUUUGGUUAUUGAAUGAAGAAGGGGAGACAUUGAAGAGGUUGUGGGAGGAGAGUGGGGAAGAGUAUGAUAUGGUUUUCGCUGGGCAUUCUUUAGGGUCUGGUGUAGUGGCUUUGUUAACUGUUAUAGUGGUUAAUCAUAGAGAUAGGUUAGGUGGGAUUCCUAGAGAGAAGAUUAGGUGUUAUGCUAUGGCUCCGGCAAGGUGCAUGUCUCUUAAUUUGGCUGUUAAGUAUGCUGAUGUUAUUCGCUCUGUUAUCUUGCAGGAUGAUUUCUUACCAAGAACAGCUACUCCAUUGGAAGACAUCUUUAAGUCAAUCUUCUGCUUGCCCUGCUUGUUGCUUUUGGUUUGUUUGAGAGAUACCUUCAUUCCAGAAGGUAGAAAGCUCAGAGAUUCAAGAAGAUUUUAUGCCCCUGGACGAAUGUAUCAUAUUGUAGAGAGAAGAUUUUGCAGAUGUGGGAGGUUUCCUCCAGAGGUCAGAACUGCCAUUCCGGUAGAUGGAAGGUUUGAACACAUUGUCUUGUCAUGUAAUGCCACAUCUGAUCAUGGAAUUAUUUGGAUAGAAAGGGAAUCAGAGAAAGCCUUGCAGAAAAUGAAGGAAAUUGAUUCUGGAACCAUUACAACUCCUCCAAAAGUACAGAAAUUGGAAAGGAUGCAGACAGUUGAGCAAGAACACAGGGAUGCAUUGGAAAGAGCUGUCAGUUUAAAUAUUCCUCAUGCUGUGACCACCCCAGAUGUAGAACCCUUGAAGGAUAACAGGACAGAGCCUUCACUGUCUGAAGGCAUCCAGGCUUCACAAUUCAAAUCGAUCUCUACUGGCACAAAGACUAACUGGGAUGAAGUGGUUAAAAAUCUUUUCAAGAAGAGCGAGUCAGGACACCUUGUUUUAAACAAAGUAUCUGCUCCAACUCACAACAUUUCUGGUGGCCAACCUUCAUGAAUACAAUUUAUUCUUUCAUUCGACCUUUAGUAAGCUGAAAGUGUGUGUAUAUCUUGUGUACAACUCCUGCUAAGAUGCCAUACAACCCCUGGUUUGCAGCAAUGGGAGAAGAUGGGGAACCGGGGCGGAAAUGCACCCCCACCCUUCGUCUUUAUUGUUCUUUGGGUGCUUCUCUCGCUCAGAAGGGGUUUUUCAUUGGAUUUGUUCAUGCUAUUUGUCAUUCUCAGAUGCAAAAUCUUGCCUAGAGUGCAAAAAAAGCCAAGGAUGAAAAAGAAAGCCCUUGUGAAAACAUUGCAUCGGCUUUGAAAUUGUAUGCACAUCCUUCCUAAUGCUUGCUCAUGUAAGGGCUUGUUAGUCGCGUUAAAGAAUUCUAAAGUUCAAUUUUUUGGAGCAAGACUGCAACCUGAAUGAAGGGCAAUUGUUUAAAGAAUCGUACUGCUUGGGCAUCAAUGCUUAAUAUGGCGCACAAUGUGGAGAAAUUAUCACAUAAAUUCUCAUCCUACCAACGCUACUAUGCUAUGAAGUUGGAGGAUGAUGAACUAGUUUUGUUCAUGGAAGUCUUAACCAUGAUUACACAAGUUCUUGGAUUACUAAACAAGUUAUCUAUCAUUCAAUCUAGUAGAUCUUCAUAAGCACACAUGUCUUGUCCAACAUCCAAUUAAAUGAAUGUUGAGGCAUCGAUGCUGGCAUUGCUUUGAACUCAUCUCUUCUUGUGUGUUAGCUUGUUUGAUGUUUCAUCAAAACACAUACAGACACGAAGAAACUUUGGGGUUGUUUGGUAUCAUUUUCUUCAUCUUUUUUGUUUUGUAAUUCUGUUUCAAAUUAGUAAAAGCAAUGGUAAUAUUAUUCAGAGAUACAAGGAGUGAUCCUUCCAUUCUGUUCCGUCUUAAUUCUCGAUUGAACGGAUGAUACAACCCAAAACAUCUGGCACCUUUUCUCUACCUGACUCCCAGAAAUCCUACCUAGCGGCAUCCCAUCGCCUCAUUUCUCGAGCACCAGUCUGACCUCCAAGCGUCAAAUACUUGAUCAGGACCGUUGGCGUACGGGACCUAAUCACCGAAGACAUACCAAAGACCAAAAUUUCAUAUUUUGAUUUCAAUAUUUUGGAAAAAAAAAAACAAACAAAAUAUCACAUUCUUAAAAAUACGCAAGUUUUUGGAUUAUGAUUCUUGAUUGAAUAUUACCAUGUUUAAUACCAAACACACCAAUUCCAAAGAGAUCAAGCUAGAAAUGAAAAGUCCUUUCCUUGUUUCGAUUUACAAUCAUUCUAACAAGUAUGAUGUAUAAUAAUCCCAUGUUAAAUAAGGAUGCGUCUAGCAUGGUCAUAUUAGCCUCUUCAUAACACUACAUGCACCUACAAUAUAUAGAGAAUCCAGAAAAUAUGAAGGCUAUUAUGAGUUGGAAAGACAACCAACAUUCUCUGUUACAAAAAGUUUCCAGGUUAGUGUUAAAAGAUAGC
Populus euphratica (Euphrates poplar) is the source of this 3573-nucleotide messenger RNA. RefSeq names its product alpha/beta-Hydrolases superfamily protein. The record is from RefSeq and is a predicted model, not a curated record. Lineage: Eukaryota; Viridiplantae; Streptophyta; Magnoliopsida; Malpighiales; Salicaceae. The coding region runs from base 741 to 2114 and encodes 457 amino acids. Gene Ontology annotation, biological process: lipid catabolic process. The transcript is spliced from 5 exons.